Molecule: messenger RNA, 4092 nt
Organism: Filobasidium floriforme
Lineage: Eukaryota; Fungi; Basidiomycota; Tremellomycetes; Filobasidiales; Filobasidiaceae
Product: putative actin cytoskeleton organization and biogenesis-related protein
Exons: 19
Coding region: 76-3780 (1234 amino acids)
Biological process (GO): inositol metabolic process; inositol phosphate biosynthetic process
Cellular component (GO): cytosol
Molecular function (GO): inositol hexakisphosphate kinase activity; diphosphoinositol pentakisphosphate kinase activity; 5-diphosphoinositol pentakisphosphate 1-kinase activity
Source: RefSeq, a predicted model, not a curated record
UGUAUCUGCCCAAGGACCCGAUUUGAUACACUAGGCCCUAGAUAAUCUUCCUCAUAAUUGCCUGAAUCCCGAAACAUGUCCGGUUCGUGGAGGGACAGUGUCCCUUCUCCAUCCCGCUCGACCGCACGGUCUCCGGCUUUAUCUAGAACUCCCUCGGGAACAGCUAUCAAUAUCGCUGUACCUACCAGGAUCGGAGCUCUCGGGACGACUUCACCUGGGAUGACCUCGCCGCCAAACUCGGUCGGAGGUGGGAACGGCGCUCCGUCUCCUAGCGAUCCCAAUCAGUACAGGCCAUUUGCGAUCCCUUAUCCUCCUCAAGCGGGAGCUCCUUUAGGUCGAGCCAUCUCCCCGUUCAACCCUACCUCGAAAAAGACAGAGUCGGAGAGCGUAGGUAAAUCCUUCUUGGCACCCUCAGACUUUGGAAAGGACAAGAAGGAACCUCGAUUGGAUGAAGAACCGGUCGUCUUGGGGAUCUGUGCGAUGGAUAUCAAGGCCAGGAGCAAGGCCAUGCGUGAGAUCUUGACGAGACUCGUCCAGAUAGAAAAGGGUGGAGUAGUCGUCAAGCUGUUCGGUGACAUGGUUAUUCUUGAAGAAGACAUCACCCACUGGCCUCCCGUCGACGUCCUCAUCUCGUUCUUUUCGACCGACUUUCCCCUUCCCAAGGCCAUUGCCUAUACGCAGCUCCCCAAUCCGACCCGUCCUCCUCCUAUCAGUAUCAACUCGCUCGCCAUGCAAGCCUUGCUCUGGGAUCGUCGACUUGUCCUCGCUAUCCUUGAUCACAUCGGCGUACCCACUCCCGCCCGAGCCGAGGUUACCAGAGACGGAGGACCUCGUGUCAAUGGAAGACUUCGAGAGCGGGUGAGGAGGGAUCUCGGACUUGUCCUCCCGGGGCCUCUCGGAGAGGGUGAAGACGCCUGGGGUCCUCCUAAUAUUCCCGAACGUUGGGUGCAAAGCAGAGCUAGGAACAGUAACGGGGACAAAAAGUACGGCAAGGUCCCUCGAGGCAAAGAGGUCAUCUUGCGUGAAGAUGGAGAUGCCAUUAUUGUCGAUGGUCAAGUCAUCGAGAAGCCUUUCGUCGAAAAGCCCGUUGAUGGAGAAGAUCACAACGUGUAUAUCUACUUUCGAGGGGGUGGAGGAAGACGUCUUUUCCGCAAGGUCGGAAACAAGUCUUCGGAAUUCGAUCCCAACCUCGUUCACCCUCGAACUACCGGUUCGUUCAUCUACGAAGAGUUCAUCAACGUCGACAAUGCCGAGGAUAUCAAGAUCUAUACCGUUGGUCCCACCUUUUCUCAUGCCGAGACUAGGAAAUCGCCUGUCGUGGAUGGUCUCGUUAGACGAAACGCAGAUGGGAAAGAGACGAGGUUCAUCACUCAACUCGACGACGAGGAAAAGGGCUGGGCCAAGGAUAUCGUCGAGGCUUUCGGUCAGAGGGUGUGCGGUUUCGAUCUGCUCAGGUGUACCCACGAGGAUGGUGGUAGGAGAAGUUUGAUCAUCGAUGUCAACGGUUGGAGCUUUGUCAAGGGAAAUCAGUCUUAUUACGAUAAGGCUGCGGAAAUCCUGUCUAGCGUCUGUCAGACCGCUCGUGAGAAGAAACGCAAGUUUGCCGACAUUGUCGCAGCUCCCGGCGGCGCUUCCGUCAACAAGACCAAGAGCGAAAUGCCAGUUUUGAGUUCCAGUACCCUCAGAGCUACUGUCACUGUGUUCCGACACGCCGACCGAACGCCCAAGAUGAAGCUCAAGUUCUCUUUCCCAGCUAACCAGGCCUGGACAAAGCCGUUUUUGCGUCUGUUGCGGGGAUACCGAGAAGAAAUCAUCUUGCGUGGACCGGGUCAACUGCACUUUAUCGUUUCAGCCGUUGAGGAGGCGCUCAAGCUGGAAUGCGCUCCGGAAGCUGUGAACAAGCUUGAGCAGCUCAAGGACAUGCUCGUCAAGAAAAUGAGUCUGCCUGGAACCAAGGCCCAGCUCAAGCCGGCGUUCUUCAAGAAAAAGGACAAGGAUAAGAAGAAGGACAAGGACAAGAAGGGAACCGAAGAGGACGGCGAGGUUACCGAUAGUGAAACUCGCGAGCGGGUCAAGGAGUGGAUCGAAGAGUCAGGAUCUAUGACUACGCCUACUCCGGGACAUGCACAGCCCUUACUUGCUCCCGGAAGUCCGAGCAAGUCGUCGGCCUCCGCCAAGGACAAGCAUCGAAGUGGGCUUACGUCGCCUUACCCCGAGCUCGAGUCAGCUUCCGCUGUUGCUUCUCCUGUCCUUGCACCCAACGACCCCGCCUUGCCCAAGCCUCAGGAGGCGCUCAGCAACAAGCACGAAUCGAUGUCUGCGGUUACGCCAGAGGAGAUGGACGACGAGGAGGCGAUUCCGGAGGGCUUGGAGAAGCUCCAGUUGGUUGUCAAGUGGGGAGGAGAAAGCACUCACGCAGCGCGUUACCAAGCGAGGGAUCUCGGUGAUACCUUCAAGAAGGAUCUGAUGAUUAUGAACAAGGACGUCUUGAACAACGUUCAAAUCUACACGUCUUCGGAAAGACGUGUUGUAAACACUGCAGAAAUUUUCGCACGAGCGUUGCUUGGCCGGGAACAGUCUUCGUCAUCAAACAUGACGGGUGGUUUGCGCAAGCCAGACGGGGAGGACAAUACACCCUUGAUCGAGCACUUGAUCCAGCGUCGAGACCUGCUUGAUGACAAUAACGCGGCGAAGGAGCUCACGGAUCAAGCCAAGAAGAAGCUCAAGGUCCUGCUUCGGCCCGGCGAGUCCGAGAAGCGGCCCGAACUAGCUUGGCCCAAAUCCUUGAAGAAGGAGCCGUUCGAAGUUGUCAAAGAAACCGUUCAGCAAAUGUCGGAACUGCGGGAAAUCAUGCGACGCAACUUUGAAUCCGGCGCUGUUGACAAGAUGUUACCACAGCGAUGGUGCUCGGGGGACGACGCUCGGAUCGUUUAUGAGCGUUGGCAGAAGCUGUUCGACGACUUUGACGAGAAGAAGAUUGAGAAGUUUGACCCAGCUAGGAUUUCCGAAUUGUACGACUCGCUCAAGCACGACGGAAUUCACAACCGGCAAUUCUUGUUUUCCAUCUUCAACCCAGAAGGCGUUCGAACCAAGGACGGUCAAACGAACCCUGACAGGAGGCUUCAUGAGCUUUACGCGCGAGCAAAGGCUCUUUUCGAUCUGGUGGCGCCCCAGGAAUAUGGAAUCGACAUGGCAGACAAGGAGGAAAUUGGUGUCUUGACUUCGCUUCCGCUAUUGCGAAAAAUCGUUAACAUCCUCAUCGAAGCCAAGGAGACGAGUAGCUCGACUGCCCAGUUCUUCUUCACCAAGGAGUCGCAUAUCCAGACCUUUAUGCACUUGCUCUUAACCUCCGGUCUGCCGCUCUUGCCCGUAUCGCUGCCCCAUCUAGAUUAUGCAAGUCAUCUUACGCUCGAGCUGUACGAGCGAGUCACGGGUUCAGGGAACAAAGUGUUUACUAUAAGAUUGGCGGCUUCCGAGGGAGCUCACUCUGACGCAGUCUUUGACUCGUCUGUCGAUGCUCGUCAUACUCUGUCGGUCCAGCCGCGGUACAAGCUCACUUCGCAUAUCGACUUUGACACGGCUCUUGCAUGCCUGACCAAGCACUUCAACUCCUCUCACAUAUCCUCGACCACCCCUCUGGAGGGCGACCAAGUAUACCUCAAACGGGAAGUGCACGACGAGGCUGUGUUGCCGUUGUCCGCUCUCUCUAGGCUCGGUGACGAUACCCCGCGACAUAUCAGCUCUGCCGCAAGCGACCGAACCCACGCCAGCGAUUGGUGAUCUAAGCGACUCUUGAGGAGUAUUCCUGUUUUUAGGGACAACAUCCAGGAUACGUAAUUUACAAGUUGACUGUUAUCUCGCAAUGCUGUCGCUGUAUGAUAUUGCCCGCUUGAAAGGCUGCUCUCAGCGAUCUAUCAGAACCGAUUUGCGCCGCAACGGUGAACCAGUUUGUCACGGCUGGCUGCGUGAUCCCUCGGACAUGAACCAAAGCCAACAGCGGUUGUUUCAACAUAAAGCCAGCCAUCUCCACGUCAUGGACUGUGGCCGCAAGCGCCUAACGCUCUUAACCAACGGGCAGACCAGGUAUUGGGG